Protomyces lactucae-debilis is the source of this 650-nucleotide messenger RNA. Its product is annotated as peptide methionine sulfoxide reductase MrsB. The transcript has a single exon. Gene Ontology annotation, molecular function: peptide-methionine (R)-S-oxide reductase activity. The record is from RefSeq and is a predicted model, not a curated record. The coding region runs from base 84 to 362 and encodes 92 amino acids. NCBI's taxonomy places the organism in Eukaryota, Fungi, Ascomycota, Taphrinomycetes, Taphrinales, Protomycetaceae. Gene Ontology annotation, biological process: protein repair; response to oxidative stress.
AAGCCGUCUUAUCGCCUGAGCAGUUCCGUGUGCUUCGAAAGCAAGGCACAGAAGCACCUGGAUCCCACGAAUUCGACAAACAUAUGCCAAAGUCGGGUACGUACACCUGUGCCGGCUGCGAUGCACCUCUGUACACGGCGCAACACAAGUUCUCUAGUGGUUGCGGGUGGCCUGCUUACUUUGAUUCCAUUCCUGGAGCCAUCACGCAGCAUGAGGACAAUUCAUUCUUUGCGAAACGUGUGGAGUUGCGAUGUAGCUCGUGCGGAGGACACUUGGGUCAUCUGUUCAAGGGUGAGGGGUAUAAGACUCCUACCGACGAGCGACACUGUAUCAAUGGUAUCUCUUUGAGGUUCAAGGAGUGAUGCUCGUCGUCUUUCGGAACAUAUACGACGCAAAGCAUAGUUCUACCAUACUUCUAUGACUGUCAACAGAUGCUUGGGUCGCUCCACACUCGCAGCCUUGUUAUCUCGUAGAGUACAGCCAAACUGCACGGGCUUGACUCCAGGACAUGCCAUAUGUAGCCUGAUAGAUUCAUUUCCAGAUUGACCUACAAGUCAAUACAAUAAGCUGUUUGACGCUAGUCCAUCAGCCAGAGUGAAGCCCCUGCAUGCUCUGAUACAUGCUGGCUUCGGCCUUCCUUCUCUGAUGGG